Molecule: messenger RNA, 1632 nt
Organism: Cucurbitaria berberidis CBS 394.84
Lineage: Eukaryota; Fungi; Ascomycota; Dothideomycetes; Pleosporales; Cucurbitariaceae
Exons: 3
Coding region: 1-1632 (543 amino acids)
Biological process (GO): protein O-linked glycosylation via fucose; GDP-fucose import into Golgi lumen
Cellular component (GO): Golgi apparatus
Molecular function (GO): antiporter activity
Source: RefSeq, a predicted model, not a curated record
AUGAAUUCGACGCGUCCCUUCACUCGCACAGCCCAGAAGACCUUUCGCAAGCCCCUCGACUUCCUCAACAACCUCUCGCGCAGCGCUGGACAGCCCUCGCGAAGCAGCAACAAGAAAAGCGACAGCUACACGGGCCGUCGCCAAAACAGCCAAAGUUCGCUCGACGAUACAGACCACUCGGACGUGGAGCAGUACGCGCACAUGGAGAGCUCGAGACGGAGCCAUUCGACGCAGAACUCGCAGUCGGAGCUGCAGCCUGCGUUCCCGCUCAUCGAUAUUGGAAGUCGCAGUACGAGCCCGUAUCCGCGAAUCCGGAGCGCGGCGCAGAGCGAGGAUGAGGACGACGAAUAUGGACCGGGGAGCAGUAUACGUCCGCUGGUGAGCCACAGCGCGGGGAGAGGAGGCCGUUGGAGAGGCUUCUGGAGACAGGGUGGCCCCGGUGCCUUUUUCUUUGGGACCUGGAUAGGAUGGCAGAUCUGGGUGGGCUUAUUGGUCUUCUGGGUUGGUGGCUGUCAAUUUGGACUGCUGCUCAUGAACCGCUUUAUUAUGCUGACGGGCAUCUACAAAUUCCCCUUCCCGCUCACCGAGACGUACAUUCAACUCCUGAUCACCCACCUUCUGCUUAUCAUUGGCUCGAGUCUCAUGCGAUUCCUCAGCAACGUCCUCCACUUUGUCGGAUUCGGCGCCGCUGUACCGCCGUCGCAUCCAGCCGCGCCGCAAGGAGGAGCAUAUAGAGGCUCGAGGAAGCCUGGCAUAUCUGCUUUUGUACGCUGGCUGUCCAACGGCUCAGGGGGCAUUGCAGGAGGGGGCCUGUUCGAGUUUGACUGGCAUGUUGCUAAGCAGGUACUCCCCUUGGCCGUGGUCUUCGUCGUCAAGGUGCUGCUUAGCAACUUUUCUUUUGCCUACGCGCCCCUUCCGACGUACCAGCUCGCCCGCAUCGGCAUCACCCCGCUUGCCAUCAUCUUCUCGUGCAUCAUGCAGAAAGAGAACUUCAGCGGCAGCACGCUGUCGGCUGCUCUCAUCGCAACGUUGAACCUCUUCUUCGCAUCCUACCGCUCCGAUGCCCGCGUAACCUGGGAGUCGGUCGUGGCAGGCGUCUUUUCGUCGCUUUUCGUUGCGCUAUACCCUAUACUCCUCCUCCAUACCAACCGCACUCUCGUGGCAGGCCUCGUCCCCCAAGGCGAUGUGCUUACAGGCUACCCCUCAAGCGCUGAGGAAGCCAGCAACAGAGAAGAAACGCGGGCUUACUACCGAACACUACACUACACGUCCCUCCUCUCGCUCAUGCUCCUAACACCCAUUGUCCUCAUCUCUGGGCAGGUCACGCAUAUAUACCACAACAUACCCUUCCUCGAUGUGCCCUUCUUCUGGGCCAUGAUGCUGUUUGGCGGCAUGGGAUCAUGGGCCGUGUUUGCAGGCACGUUGCUGCUUGUCAAAUCGACGUCUCCUUUGACGGCGACGUUUGUUGCGGUGCCGAGGAGCGCCUUUCAACUUGCCGUUAUCAAUCUUUUCAAGAUCCCCGCGCAGAGCUGGGCUGGGGUGGUGCUGUGCUGGCUGAGUAGUCUGUGGUUCCUGGUGGCGCGGCGAGACGAAGGGAGGAGCCAGAACCGGUUGAGGCUGGAGGGCCGCUGA